This is a messenger RNA of Striga hermonthica, 795 nucleotides long. The record is from the annotation of a GenBank genome assembly. NCBI's taxonomy places the organism in Eukaryota, Viridiplantae, Streptophyta, Magnoliopsida, Lamiales, Orobanchaceae.
AUGGCUCAGGUGGCUACGACUUCAACCGCCGUGGGAUUUCCCGGAUUCCGCCGCCUCUCUUCCCUCCGAUCUUGUCCUCAACCACCGAGGCUCGUGAAUUUUUCCUAUCAUUUUCAGAAGAGAACUCUUGGACACAACAGGGUCAUCUGCUGUUCCGCAAAGGAGGAAAAGCCGCUCGGGGAGUCGGAUUUCGAAGUCAGUGCGACGGCCGCCGACGGCGCCGUUAGUGAAACAACUACUUCAGCUUCCGGUGCUCGUCUAUUGCCGGAGUACCCAGAUAAAGGCUUCAAUCGGCGAAUAGCAGUGGCUUCAACCCUUGCCGCAGUUGGGCUUUUCUUGUCAUCUCGGUUGGACUUCGGCGGCGUCUCGUUGAAGGACCUCUCGGCUGCAGCAUUACCAUAUGAGGAGGCUAUUUCGAAUGGAAAACCAACUGUUGUAGAGUUCUAUGCUGAUUGGUGUGAAGUAUGUCGAGAAUUAGCUCCAGAUGUCUACAAGGUGGAAGAACAGUACAGGGAUCGGGUGAACUUUGUUAUGCUGAACGUUGAUAACACGAAGUGGGAGCAAGAGCUAGACGAGUUUGGUGUUGAGGGUAUCCCACAUUUUGCGUUUUUGGAUAGGGAUGGUAAUGAGGAGGGGAAUGUGGUGGGCCGCCUUCCGAGGCAAUAUUUGCUUGAGAAUAUUGAUGCACUUGCUAGAGGUGAAGCAACUGUGCCUCAUGCUCGUGUCGUGGGACAAUAUUCGAGUGCCGAGUCCAGGAAAGUUCGUCAAGUAGUUGAUCCAAGGAGUCAUGGGUAG